Molecule: messenger RNA, 1322 nt
Organism: Carassius auratus (goldfish)
Lineage: Eukaryota; Metazoa; Chordata; Actinopteri; Cypriniformes; Cyprinidae
Product: zona pellucida sperm-binding protein 4-like
Exons: 8
Coding region: 37-1284 (415 amino acids)
Biological process (GO): prevention of polyspermy; binding of sperm to zona pellucida
Cellular component (GO): egg coat
Molecular function (GO): structural constituent of egg coat; acrosin binding
Source: RefSeq, a predicted model, not a curated record
AUUGGGCGGUAUCUCAAUAGUAAGACAAACUGUUGAAUGAUGGCUGUAAGGUGGUGUUUGGUUCAAGUCCUGGCAUUGUGUGCGUUCUGCCAUGCUGGUCCACAGUGGCGUAGUUCACCCCAGAAAUCUCAAGUUCAGAUGCUUCAGCAAGCUGACAAGCGACUUCAGAGUAAUCAGCAGUAUUCCCACAGGUUUCCACUUCAGAAGCCAGUGGCACAAGCAGAGCCUCUUGAUAAAUGUGCUGUAAUUGAUUCUGAGCAGAUCCAAUGUGGACAACCUGGCAUCAGUGCUACUGAGUGUGAAGCUAUCAAAUGCUGCUCUAAUGGACAGCAGUGUUACUAUGGGAAGGCAGUGACUGUCCAGUGUAUAAGAGAUGGUCAGUUUGUGGUAGUGGUAGCUAAAGAUACUACACUGCCACGACUGAGUCUGGAUUCAGUCCAUCUACUGGGAAGUGACCCACCAUGUGCUCCUGUGGGAUCCACAGCUUCCUUUGCUAUAUACCAGUUUCCUGUGUCUGCCUGUGGCACGAGAAUGAUGGAGGACAAUGGUUAUGUCGUGUAUGAGAACCAGAUGACCUCCUCGUAUGAAGUGGGGGUUGGACCACUUGGAUCCAUCACAAGGGACAGCCAUUUUGAGCUUCUCUUUCAGUGUAGGUACUACGGUAGUUCUGUGGAAGCUCUAGUUGUGGAAGUCAACACCGUUCCUCCACCUCCACCAGUAGCUGCCCCUGGACCCCUCAGGAUGGAGCUUAGACUGGCCAAUGGCCAAUGUGUCACUAAAGGGUGUGCAGAAGGGGAAGAGGCCUACACAUCCUACUACAGUGACGCUGACUAUCCUGUCACAAAAGUCCUGCGAGAGCCAGUGUAUGUUGAGGUGCGCAUUUUGGAGAGGACUGACCCCAACAUUGCCCUGAUGUUGGGACACUGUUGGGCAACUUCAACCCCGAGUCCACUCAGUCUGCCCCAGUGGGACCUUCUGGUUGAUGGAUGCCCCUACCGGGAUGAUCGUUACUUGACCACGUUGGUGCCGGUGACCGGAUCAUCUGGUCUUCAGUUCCCAACACACUACAAGCGCUUUAUUGUGAAGAUGUUCACAUUUGUAGAUCAAACCUCAAUGGCUCCUCUCCAGGAAACUAUCUUUAUACACUGUAGUGCAGCGGUAUGUCAGCUUUCUUCUGGCUCCUGUCAGCAAAGCUGCAACCGGAAACGCAGAGACACCCAUGACAAGACCAUCUCUAGUGAGCAGACCGUGGUAUCUAGCAGAGAAGUUACUCUGGUCCUGUAAAUCUAGUGGUUUCAAUAAACCGGGAAACCCUAAGAUCA